CUGUAUGGCGUAGGGGAAGCACCUCCCUCCCCCUGUUUGGAUGGGGCGGCGGACGGAGUUGCAGUCGGGACACCCUUAACUUUUUGUGUUUUAUGUCCGAGACGCACCACAUACUUGUCCGUCGCCGUGCCCUGCGUGGACGGUGACUUUUCCUUUCGGAUUCUGCGGCCCCGUCUCCGUGCGUCCCCCGAAUCAUGGCUCCGUUUGGGAAGAACUUCCUGAAAGCUCGACUGAAAAACAGGACAAAAGAUGCCGAGCCCGUGACAGGAAAGGAGAUUCAGGUUACUGUCUGCAAUGAGGAAAAGGUUGUCUGUGGAGUAACAAAGCACACAACUUGUGCAGAUCUGAUUCAGGCGUUACUGGAGGAUCACAAGUCAAUCCCAGAGAGCAAGUGGCUCCUGCAGGGGGAACCCAAAGACUUCUGUCUCGUCGAACAUUGGAAGGGCUUUGAGAGAGCGUUGCCUCCUCUCACCAGAAUCCUGAGGCUCUGGUAUGCUUGGGGCGACCAGAGACCCUUCAUCAAGUUUAUUCUGGUCAAAGCCAGCGAUUUUGUGCCUCAGCCCGUCAAGAAGGCUGUAAAGUCCAAGGGGGCCAAGGCCAAGCGGUGGGAGCAGGGUCGUGGGCAGUACCCCCAGCCUCUGCCAGUGGAGAAGCAAAAGCGCAUGGUGAAGAAGGCUUUCAGGAAGCUGGAAAAGCUUCACAAUGAAAGCAAGACCUCCCCGGGCGCCGAGGAGAUUGAGCGAAUGGUGCAGCUCAUUCUCAACCAGGACCACGCCAUCCGGGAUCAGAUCCAACACAUGAGGGAGCUGGAUUUGGAGAUUGAGCAGUUCGAACUACUGGCACAGAGAGAAGCGGAGUGUGAGAGUGCACUGGCUCAGGCUUGCGGUCAGAGUUCGGAGGUGCACACUGAGGAGCAGCUGCAGGAGUACCUGUACACCAGCGAUGGAGUUGAACAGCUUGACCUGCAGGUCCAGAGACACCAGGAGCUCAUCCUUCAGCUGUCCCGGGAUAUAGACUCUGAGCUCAGGAGGGCUACCUUCCCGCUAGACCAAGACGAGGAGGGUGAGCAGGAAGGAGCAGCAGCUGCUUCCUGGAUUGCCUCCGAGUCGGACAAAUCGUUCUACACUGCCGAAGUCGAGAGGCUGCGGGAUGAACUGAAUUGCAGCCUCUUCGCCGGUGUGUCCCUUCACAACCAAGCUGCAGAAAUAGACAAGCAGCUGAAGUACUUUGACACUACGCUGGUCUCCAAGGACCAGGAGUGCUGGCAGCUGGCCGCCCAGCUGAGCUCACUGCAGAUCGGGGACGGCACAGAGGAAAAGUCCAGUCCUCCCCCACUGAAAAGUGACACUCAGUGCAGCGUCUCUCAGACGGUGAAACUCAAACACAGCCUGUCCCCUCUAGACAUUACAGACACAGACUCAGACACCGGGAUUAGCUCCACACACAGUCAGGACUCGCUGUCACCGUGUCUCGACUUCCCUCCCCCGCUGGAUACAGACGUUUGAACAACCCAGCUGACCCCGCAUGCUCUGUACGCAAUAGGCCCAGUCUGUGCCUCUCAGGUGUUAACAUUACAUUUGAGCAUCUCUUUGUCAGAUCAAUCCCCUGGUGACCGUUCAUGAACCCAGAAGGUUAUUCAACAGGAGCUGAACCAAGCAGACGAUUCGUUUUCCGUAACCAUUUUAAUAAUCGAUUAGCCAUUUCAGUCAUUUUCCAAGUAAAUUUGAAAUAUUCUUGGUUUCAGCUUGUGCUGCUAUUUUUUGUCAUAUACUACGAGUCACUUAAUUUUUUGGAUUGUUUUUUCCCCACAAACAAUUCUGUGGACACAUGGUAUUUUAUAGUAAAAAAAAUGGUGGUAUCCAAAAUUUGCUAGUUUUACUUGUUUAACCUGUAUCCACAUAAAUAUUAUUUUUUUAUACAUCAUUUACACACGACACAUCACUUUGGCAUUUUGGGAUAUGAGUCACAACAUUGGAAACAUUGAUCAGUGAGCAGAGAGUUAUCCAAGGUUUGAGUUUUGGCUUUCAGAAAACUUUCUGCCACAAGUCGUAUUUAAAUGGCAUUCUGUGUUUUUGCAAGGCACAUGGAUUCUCAGGACUGAGGCUCAGAUGUAAUGAAAAUACAUGGAAGGCACAAACUGGAGCUACUGCAUGUGUGAACCAACUACUGUCUAUCACCGUUUAUUGACCUUGAUUUGUCUACUCUUAUUUGUAAAAAACCCCGAAAACAUAGAAGUAAAGACGUUUUUACCUAUGACAGACAUGUUUCAUGUAUGCCAGGCUUAGUUACUUAAAAUGCAUGUUAAUUCCCCCGACUAAAGUUCAAGAUUUUUCUGAAGCUGCACUUCUUUGUACACACUAAUUCGUCUAUUAACACUGUUUUAUAUUAAAACAAAUAGCUAAAUGGUUUGGAUGUAGAAUAUGUUAAAAUGUAUAAUUGAUUACACUGUAAAUACGCUGCUGCCUCUGCUGUAAAGGACCAAAUUUGAAAAGUCAAUUUGAUAAAGGAACUGAGACAAUAUUUAUUUAUCAUGUAAUUGUAUUUUGCAGCUGAUUGUUUCCCCUCUCAGGCAACAAUCUCCGAGCAAUCUCAGUCGGACCGAACCCGUUCAGCUCUGAAAUAUUAAUAAUGCGUUAUAUGAUUAAUAUUAUUUGCACAAAUAUAUGGUCUACAGUACAUAUCUGUAAACAUGCCUUAAAAAAAAACCCACAGGCUAUGAUAAAGUGAAUUGUGUAUUUCAACUUUCAAAAUAAACACUAAUACUGUCAAUGUCUUUGAAAA
This is a messenger RNA of Scophthalmus maximus (turbot), 2781 nucleotides long. RefSeq names its product Ras association domain family member 9 (gene rassf9). The transcript is spliced from 2 exons. Bases 195 to 1505 code for a protein of 436 amino acids. The record is from RefSeq and is a predicted model, not a curated record. NCBI's taxonomy places the organism in Eukaryota, Metazoa, Chordata, Actinopteri, Pleuronectiformes, Scophthalmidae. Gene Ontology annotation, biological process: signal transduction.